Molecule: messenger RNA, 1025 nt
Organism: Phytophthora infestans T30-4
Lineage: Eukaryota; Oomycota; Peronosporomycetes; Peronosporales; Peronosporaceae
Exons: 4
Coding region: 23-544 (173 amino acids)
Biological process (GO): protein folding in endoplasmic reticulum
Cellular component (GO): EMC complex
Source: RefSeq, a predicted model, not a curated record
CCCAAUUUGCACGACUGACACGAUGGAGCAGCGCAAGUGGCACAUGCAGCUUAAUGAGGGACGCGAGAGCGACCUGCCGCACAGACUCGAACCCGUGGGUUUCGUUAAAGGUGUAUCUGCCGACAAGGACUCGAAUGGAGCAGUCGCCAAGACUGCCACUAACACGUCAGAGCUCAAAAAGAAGCGCGCCAUGGAGAUCGGCAUGGCUCCAUUCAAGAGCUUGCUCCAAACUGCCUUCAUGAUGUGGAUGAGUGGCAACUCCAUCAAUAUCUUCAGCAUCAUGAUCACCGGCAUGAUCGUCAUGAACACUGCUAAGUCUCUUUUCAACAUGAACAACGCCUUCGCGUCCGUGAGCGAUGGUGUGGUCGACCUUACGCAGCCCAAGGCUGUCUACAUGGCUGGUAGUUUGGUUGGCGCGGCUAUGGGCGUGUACAAGUGUUCCAACAUGGGGUUACUCCCCACGACGAGCGCCGACUGGACGUGGCUGCUGCCGAUUAAGCAAGCAGUGGAGACAUCGUCGUUCGCCCACAGCCUCGGACAGUAGCAGCAAUGGCAACUUUGUGGAGCUAACUGCAAGUACAUGUAGUGAACGGACUCACAAUGUAGUAAGUUAGCAUAACUCAUUUAGCUAUUCAAUUAGUACACGUAACUGCAGUAGAGGAAAGCCAACUAACCCGCCGACAGACGACAAAAAUCGGCGUGCUCGCAUAUCCCCAUAAAAAAAAUCACUACAAAGCUGGCUGCGGCUAAUACUCGUCACUUCGACCACGACGCAGCCAGCUGCUUUGAUGAGUUCCAGUCACUGCUGCUCAUGUGCUUCUGCAAAAUUGAUAUCCUCUCGAAAUGUAGAGGUCUACGAAACAUUGCGUCCACUUGUCUGCGGUGGACAACGAUACUCCUCGGGGAGCAGCGACCGCUGCAACGCGUUGAAGGCGAACACACGUCGCCCCGUGUUCUUGAGGGCGUUCUCAAUCCGGACGCCUUCGGAGCGCAUGACAGACACAAUCCCUGCCUUCUUCUGCUCG